CAUGGGCUCCGGUACCUGGGAGCUCCGCUGCGUCCCGCCUUCCGCGCCGUUGAGGGACCUGCUGCGAGCCUGAGCGCUCCGCUGGCCGGAGGGAAGGCGGGGAGGCCGGAUCAGCCGGGAGGGAGCUGCGGAGCGUAGCAGCGGCUGUCGUGCGCGCCCAGGUGUGGAAGUGGGACGAGGCAGAGUUCCGUGAGGGAGCGCGGAGCAGGUGAGCUUGGGUCCGCCUCGGGCUCCGGCUGAGGACCGAGGCUGGUCCCCGAGGCCCCCGAGCUGGCGGUACACCCGUCCUGAGGAGGACAGACCCGACGUAGAGGACGGACCGAGCAAGGUGACAUGGCCUCGCCAUUCCUGCCCACGGGGGCCACCAUGGGCGGCCUCGGCGGGGAGCUGAGCUCGGGGGACGACUCCGGUGAUGUCGGUGGAUCCCUCCAGAGCCCCGAGACCGAGGCAUCCAGGAGCCUGACAGAGCUGUUCGAGAAGGCUGCAGCGCACCUCCAAGGCCUGAUUCAGGUGGCCAGCAGGGAGCAGCUCCUCUACCUGUAUGCCAGAUACAAGCAGGUCACAGUUGGAAGUUGCAAUACUCCUAAACCAAGCUUCUUUGAUUUUGAAGGAAAGCAAAAAUGGGAAGCAUGGAAAGCACUUGGUGAUUCAAGCCCCAGCCAAGCAAUGCAGGAAUAUAUCGCAGUAGUUAAAAAAUUAGAUCCAGGUUGGAAUCCUCAGACACCAGUGAAGAAAGGAAAAGAGGCAAAUACAGGGUUUGGUGGGCCAGUUGUUAGUUCACUUUAUCAUGAAGAAAUCAUCAGGGAAGAAGACAAAAACAUAUUUGAUUACUGCAGGGAAAACAACAUUGGCCAUAUAACCAAAGCCAUCAAAUCAAAAAAUGUGGAUGUGAAUAUGAAAGACGAAGAGGGCAGAGCUCUACUCCAUUGGGCAUGUGAUCGAGGACAUAAGGAACUAGCCACAGUCUUGCUACACUAUAGAGCUGACAUUAACUGUCAGGACAAUGAAGGCCAAACAGCUCUACAUUAUGCCGCUGCCUGUGAGUUUUUGGACAUUGUGGAGCUGCUGCUGCAGUCUGGCGCUGACCCCACACUCCGCGACCAGGAUGGCUGCCUGCCGGAAGAGGUGACGGGCUGCAAAGCGGUGUCUUUGAUGCUGCAGCAGCACACAGCCAGCAAGGCUUAGCCAAAAGACUAGAAAGCCACAGUCUACACGACAUAGGGCUUCAAUGAUGAGAGAAAACUGCCAGAAUAAUAUUCCUUUUGAUAUGCACUGGCUAAUAAAAUCAAAACAUUCUGAGGAACCGGGAUUUUGAAGCCUCAGCAAUUCAUUGUACUUGUAUACAUCCUGGGGAGUAGAGUUUUGGUGAUGAACAUAUAUAUAUACUGUGUGUAACACAAUCCAAUUCUGCUGAGCGUGCUCUGAAAUUUAUCACUGCUCUGGAGGGAGGGAAAGAGAGGAGACAGGUCGUAUUUCACGAUAUUAAACAUGGCUGCGCUUUUGAAAAAGAAAAAUACAAAAGCAAAAGGUGACCAGCAGUACUGCACUGGCAAUUAGGGAAAGUUUCAUGAAAGCCCAGUAUGGUAGAGAUCAAAUGUUCUUGUGGCAUUUUGUACAGCUGAUCAGACUAGGUAGCUAAAAUGCCUGUUCUUUUGACAGAAUUGGGAGGAUAGGAAAGAAGAGGGGUGUUAAGGAAAAGAAAACAAGAGAAACAAUUGAUCACAAAAGGGGAUAUAGAAGUCAGAAGAACAAUCAGAUUUCCUGAAAACCUCAAAACCUUGAACAUUUUAGAAAAAGAUUGAGCCACUCACUUUAGGAUUGAAACAUGGAUUCUGGAGAAUUCACUGGUUAGGUCAGGAUUCCUUAAACUCACCUUCGCAAAAACACAAGAGGGAUUUCCCCAGGGCCAUUUUAAUUGACUAUAAUGUCCCUGUCAUUUAUGGCAGCAGUCUCUGUAAAUGAUCUCAGGCCUGAACUGGUAGGCCUAUUUAGGUCUAAUGUGAAAUUAUCCAUAAUGCCCCAGUACUAAGGAGCCCCAGUGAUGCAGUGGUUAAGUGCUCAAACCCACCAGUUGCUCCAAGAGAGAGAGAUAUGACAGUCUGCUUCCGUAAAGAUUUACAGACUUGGAAACCGUAUAGGGAAGUUCUACUCUGCCCUGUAGGGUCGGUAUGAGUCAGAAUUGACUCAAUGGCAAUGGGUUUUUUACAAGCCCAAGUACUUAUAUAUUAUUAUUGAAAUUCUUUCUGGGUAUCAAAGGAGCUUUUUUUAUUAAAAAAAAAAAAAGGCAUAGACAAAUACACCACAGUUUUUAUUUAAAAGAUAGACAGGUAUGCCACUGUUAGGACUGGCUCCCUGCAUUUGAGUCUUUAAGCCUCAAGAACUCUAUCUGGGGAAUUCCUUGACAUUUCUUAACAUAUAAGGAAUGUAGGUAAUUGCCAUAGGAAGAUAAAUGAAUUCAGAAUGAGUUGAGAUGUAAAAGUGACCAUUUAAAAGUUGAUAAUUUUUCUAACAAAUGUCACUAUGAAGAUAACAAGUAAUGAACUUGCUUAGUGAAUCCCUCAACAAUGGACAAAAUCUUCAUUAGCUGGAGCUGUCCUGUCCUGCUGGAACAGCCCUCCAGAAUAGAAAUGAGACCUUUUAAUGCUGCUUGUUUUGUGAUUUUUCUGAUCUGAAUUCUUAUUUUCUGAGUGUAAACCAAAGCCAUUCUCCAAGACGAUUUUUUUAAGACUUCAUUUUUUAUUUUUUAAGUAUUUGUGGAAGUGAUGCAUGUUAGUACAUACUAAUAUGUUACUGUAAUUUUACUAGAAAUUUCUCUUUAUUAUGUAUUCUUUCACCACAAUCUUAGUUAUGUUGCAACCUACUAUCUAGCUAACUUCCUCAUGUUCCACAUUAAUUGGAUGUCUUUAAGAAACAUGAUAGGUUAGUUACAGUAAAAGUGACCAAGAUGUCACAUACAGUUUUGGACUGAAAUUACUUUGUGCAUUUUUAGGAUAAUAGCAAAUCAAAAGUGUUUGGUCUUUUCAUAUUUACAGGGUAGUUAUCUGAGCAAGAAGCUGUCAACAAACGCCUUUUUUCAUCUCUCUUUUGCAACUUGACCUUGAUAUUUCUUAGACAAGUUUUUAAUUACCUGUUUUGCCACAUCUAAACUAUAUAGAUUGUUUUUAAGCAAAGAGUAGCUUUUUAAAAUUAGUUUUCCUUGAAAGGUUUUGAAUUCACACUAUCACUAAAAACAGUUAUCACCUUAAUUAACAUUUUCAAGUAUGUUCUAAAAUCAGUUUCCAAAAUUUCUAUUCUUUUGCAAUUGAUACCUGAAUUUUUUAAAACUUUGCUAUCAAAUAACAUGGAUCAUUUUCUUGUGCCUUAAGGGGAAGCUUUUAUCCAUAAUGUCAGAGAAAACUAGACCUUGGUUUGCUUUCAUUCCCCUUAAAUUAUUAAACUAAUAUGCUCACGCAUCAUACUCAGCCAGAUCAUGAGUUCCAUUGCCAAGAGCUGCAGUAGAUCCUACCAACCAAAGAACACAAAUUUGCUCAAGCAGAAAGCCUGCUAACUUCCCCAGAUACCUGGUGAACCAUGUUUUCAUACAGCUCAGCAGGAUAAAACCAGUUCAUUUAGUCUAAGUUUAGUUCUGCAAUGCAUUGUUUUUUUUUCUUCUGAGCAGAUUAGUAAUGUUCAAGUGAAUUAGUAUUAGAAAAUGAUCACAGAAAACCCUUUUCUCAGGGUUCAUUUCUGGUCAUAAUCAACCAAAAUUUUAAAAUACUCGUCACCUUUUUGUUGUUGUUGUUAAAUGUUUACUGGGAUUGGAAUUCCGUUUACCUCAUCCUUGGUUCAAACUCUCUCAUUUGGUGUAUGCACUGCAUGCGAACAUUUGUGAAUUGAGUUACCACCGUGUUCUCUCAGUGGAAUCUAGUUGAUUAGCAAAGUCAUAAAGUGACUAACCGAAGACAUUUGUCAGGCUUAUGGGUAGUUACUUUUUGGUACUUUACCAUUUGCAUUUUCUAGACUGUUUAUAUAAUGCUUUCCCCACUCCUACCUCAUUCUCAAGUCCACAUUUAUUUUAUUUUCUUGUCCUAAUGGCCACGUCUGUAGAUGUGUGCACACAUAAAAACAUAACCUAGCCCUGUUUUCCCACCUUCUUUAAAAAAAAUUUGUUGCUUUUUCUUUUUUCUUCCUUUUCUUUCCUGAAGAUAUUGUGAUCAGACCACUAGUGACUCUUUCUAUAUUUAAUAGUUAUUCAUAAUUGUUGUUUACUUUGCCCUUCACCCACUGAUCUAAGAAGCCUUGAUUGCCUUCACAUCAGUCUUGGCAUACACUGUAAAAAAUGAGAAAUGGAAAGAGAAUCAUGUAAGGAAACAUCAAAGCAGAGGCAAAGAAAAGUAUCUGAAUCACUUAUCUUCAAAACUCUUGCUUGAGCCUGUCUUCUAACUCAUUGUUAACUCUUGGGGAGUUCCAGGUUGCUUUGAAAAAUUAUGAACCUCUUCCCCGGGAACACGGUGUUGUGCGUGGAAUUUGAAGAGUUCACAGAUGUCCUGAAUCUCAUCCAUUAAGAACCCUUUUUUUCUGGUUCCUUAUCAUAGUAUUUCAAGAGUGAGAAACCUUUUGUUGACUGACCCAAUUUUUAUAGUUUUAAGUGCUUCUACCAGAUGAUAUAUGAAUGUCCCCCUGCAUAUUUGAAACAAUGAGAAAAGCAUUUUUUUUAAUCAUUGGCCAAGAUUUUAAUGAUAUGCAUAGAUCAUGGUUUUAUCACUAAUCACCACAUUGGGAAACUUCUAAAGAUACCAAGAAGUUGGGCCCCUGAACUAUUUGAUCUCUGAUUCUGUUGAAGGGCAGAAAUUAGCCCAUAUGUUCAGCUCUGUGUGACUAAUGAUGCCUUGUAAUAUGUGCUUAGCUUUUUUGACUUUUCAGAGUCCUUUCAUAGACAUUAUUUAUCAUCCCUCCACAGUAAGUGCAAGUGUUAUUAAGGCCACCUAAACAAGGAAUCUGAGACACAAAUAUAAAUUGCCCAAGGUCACAAACAGAGUUCGUGGCAGAGCCACAACUAAGACCAAGUCUACUGAAUUCCAGUACUUUCUAUUAGACCACAAAACUUGUUGAAAUUUCCAAGCUCUUCCUCCAUUCAAUCCACAGAUAUUUCUUGAGAGCCUACUAAAUGAUAGGCAGUAUUCUAGGCCACUGUCAAUCCUUUUUCCCGUUAGAAUAAUUUAUAAUUAAGUAUGUGUUGUUAUCUCAAGAUAUUGCAUGAGAUAUCCUGAAAAAGUCUUAUAGAAAUUCAUGAAUUAUCAAUCAAAAACUAAAUCUUUUGAACCUGAUUUAACUCUGUCUCUAAGAAAGAUGAAAGAAGUCAGCCAACUGGCCACAUAUUGUUAUCUCUUACGUUUGUCAGGUAGGAGUGUAAUGACUGAAGUAUAAUAUCUAGAAUCAGAUCUACUAUAUCUUUUUUAAAUGUUUCAGCAUUUUCUAGCAAAAAGGUUGCCAUAAUCCAGUGAACCUCUCUAUUAAAUAGGUAGUUGUUAGCUUCCUGCCAGGUUUAACUACUUGGCUCUGGGUUAUUUUUCCAUGUACAGUGCAGCACCUCUGAGGAUUCGUGAACAAAGUGCGUGACCGUGGCAGAGCUGACCUUGGGUUGCAGAAGGUUUUAGUGCCCAGGCAAAUAUAUACUUCAGUUGACCAUGGAGACUUUUAAAUGUUUCCUUUUUUAAGUUGAAACAUGAAAGCUUUUACAAAAUUUCAAGCCCGUAUUAAAAUCUCCUUCAUAAAAAAAUGUUUGUUGAUCACAGGAGAGGUGGGUAACCCACCAGCCACAAGUUAGUAAUGAAAAUAUUGAGCUUAACUAUUUAUGCGUAAAUUUCAAAUCCCAAUUCCUAAGGUGAUUUCUGUCAAACGUUUUAAUCGUAGUUAUAAUACCAUAUUUGAUCAAUUCUAAAAUACACAUUUUUUCACAUUUUAACAUUUCCAAAAUUGAAUGUCCUUUACCAGCAAUGCCAUGUCAUAGUUUAAUUGGCAGCGUCUUUUCUUAGUAAUACAUAAGAUAACGCGUCUUAUAAGCAGUGGCAUCUCAUCUUCAGUGAAUUAACAGUAAUAACACCUUACUUUUGUACAGGUCUUUACACAUACAGCAUCUUAAUUGAACCAAAAUAAUUAUAAAAGUAGAAAGAAUUGAUACUUGUCUCUGUAUUCCAAAUGAGGAAAUUGAAGCUCAGAACCAUUAGGAAAAUUAUCCAAGGUCAUACAAGUAGAAAUAGUAAAACUGCCUGUUUUUAUGUGGGCUUUAUUUUGUAUGAGGCACUUUAACGUACAUGAUCUUAUUUAUUCAGAAUCAGGGUGAUUAUCCAAGCCUUGUGAUACCAAGUCCGAAAGCUUUCCCUGUACCGUGUUACCAGCGUAAACUAAAGCUAAAACAAAAGAACCGCAUUCAAAGGUGCAUUAGCCAGCCUCUUUAUGGAUGUUGUAUAAACACAUUGGUCUUAAAACAUAGAAAGUCUUCAAUGCAGCCUUUUUCAGUUGUGAGAUUUGUAAAAUUAUUAUUGUCAUUGUUGGAGCUUUACCUUAAGCAUCUUAUUUCAGUAUCCAUUCACAGCUCCUUCUUCACCAGAGAGAUUUGAGGUUGAAGUGUAGUGUAGACUCAAGGGGGGAGAAAUGCUUCCUUGUCAUACUUACCACUUAAUAUUUAUUAUGUACCAAGUAUGAUAAAUUUUAAAAAGAUGCAUUAAUUGGCAUUAGGCUAAAGAAUUGAGUAGAAAAAGCUAUUCAGCAUAAUCUUUACUCGCUUACCCUUGAAAUACUCCUGUCACGCUCCUCCCUGAAAAGCAGAACGUAAGCACCGUGAUUCUCGUGUGGAUCAAUAUAGUUAUUAGGAGUUUGUGACUUUUUAUUUCAUACUUAAUAUUUUUACUUUUAUACACGAACUCUCCAAACUUUUCUUUCUUGUUUUUAUUAUAUCACUUUUUCUUGGCACAAUUCUAAAAUAAGUGGUGUUAUUUCACUUUGUUUUUUCCUCUGCUUUUGUGAUGCAGGUUCUGGAAGAACCGUCAUCUGAGGGGCAGGUACCCUCCUCAGCAGGGCCAAGCUUCCUGGCCUUAAAAGCCACAUGCCGGUUUACACUCAGGACAGAAUCUUCCUCACUGAAAUUCUUCCUACAUGUGUUAGAAAGAGCGAAUAUGAGUGAGCACUAGAACGCUGAGGUUAAGAACCAGGUGGGAAACAUGUGAGGAGCUGCCAGCAUAGCACACAUGUGCCUCAGGCAGGAACUCGAAGCCUCAGGAUGGGUUUCUCUCUUAAGUGAGAAAAUGACCAUUUGAACCUAAAACUACUGAGUCCAGUGGCAGAACAUGUGGGACUGUAAGGCAUUUAGGCAUAGAAAGGUGACUUUCCAUGGGCUGCCUUCAGCAGCAGCAGCAAAUCCAUCGUCCGCACUGCAGCCAGGAUUUCUUUGUCCUCUCGCUUGUGUAGCAUUCCUGGCUUCCAUUUUAAUAUUUAGGAGGUAAGUUCAGUUGAUGGACACUUUGUGUAAUAAAAAGCGCUUUUAAACUACUUGCACACGUGCACACACACGCACACACAGGAUAAAAAGAGGCACUGCCGGUGCCCGUGGCUUUCAUGGACUAUAUUUGUAGAGCCCAAAGCUUAGUCCUGGAUACGUUUAUAGCACUUUAGCUCUGUUUGUGAGUUUGGAACCCUUCCAAAAAAAGAAGAGAAAGACAUAUAUUAUUGUUUAUAAUCUGCUUUACUCCUCCAAACCUUGACUGAACAGACUUGUGGAUUGCUGUUUAAAUCCCUCAGUGCCUUUAACUACCGAUACAGAAAGUGGUUAAUGCGAAUUCUAAACGAAGCUUGGCAUCUGCUCCAGGAAAUCACUUUAAUUGAGAAGCAUUAAAUGUUAAAAUGAUUUCACAAAAUAAAUAAACCUGCACACAUACUGAGUAUAAACAUCCUGGUCCACCAGUAAUAUAGUUUCUUGGUUAUUAUAUUCCUCCAGCCUGGGUAAGCUUUAAGCCCUGCAGUUGACAGGUGUCAAAAAAGUGCCUUUGGAGGCCCGUGGUCACUCUCUGCAGGCAGCCACCUAUCAGCUGGCCAGGGAGCAGGCAACCUUCAAGGACUGCACUUUAGAGGAGAGGAGGGAGCUGUCAACCUCAUAGAUGUUUGUUUGAAUAAUAAACUAGUCCCUGGUGACUAAAAUAUGAGAUUUAACCCCGGAGUCCUUACAUGGGUUUUCCAUUGCUGUGCAAGAGCCAUCUGUUGAAACCUGUUUACAAUUUUAAUGGCCCUUUUCUAAACUGCGUAUUCCCAGCUCCAAAUGUGUGCCAAGACCACUUCUUUCCAUCUAUAGUUUAUCUUUCAGAAAACAAUUUCUAGCCUUUCCCAA
Messenger RNA from Loxodonta africana (African savanna elephant), 8359 nucleotides. RefSeq names its product acyl-CoA binding domain containing 6 (gene ACBD6). The record is from RefSeq and is a predicted model, not a curated record. Lineage: Eukaryota; Metazoa; Chordata; Mammalia; Proboscidea; Elephantidae. Gene Ontology annotation, molecular function: fatty-acyl-CoA binding; protein binding. The transcript has 8 exons. The coding region runs from base 334 to 1185 and encodes 283 amino acids.